Eucalyptus grandis is the source of this 1688-nucleotide messenger RNA. Its product is annotated as laccase-15-like. The record is from RefSeq and is a predicted model, not a curated record. NCBI's taxonomy places the organism in Eukaryota, Viridiplantae, Streptophyta, Magnoliopsida, Myrtales, Myrtaceae. Bases 737 to 1378 code for a protein of 213 amino acids. The transcript is spliced from 5 exons. Gene Ontology annotation, molecular function: oxidoreductase activity; copper ion binding.
CUGAAGAUAACGCAAGUCUUCUUUCUGGAUCAAGUGAUUGGUACAAGUUCAGUUGUAUCUUGUUGAGAGAGAGAGAGAAUAUGGGAACAUUCCUAAGGUUUGCGCUCACUUUGAGCCUGCUUUUUUGCAUGAUCAAGGCAAAGUCCUCUUCUAUGAUUUCGUGCUAAAUAGUAUACGAGAGAUACAAAGGCCAUAAUUGAUGAGGCUCUUGAAACCGGAGGCGAUACAGACCUGUCUGUGGCCUAUACCAUGGUCAACCAGGAGACAGCUACUCAUGCUCUAACGGUUUAGCAUACAACAAAACUGUCGUGCGCGGAAAAACGUAUCUCUUUCAGAUCAUCCACUCCGGGAUGAAUGAAGAGAUGUUCUUUGGUAUAGCCACGCACAAUCUCACUGUGGUCGGAAUGGACGGAGCUUAUCAGAAGCCACUUAACACCAAUUACCUCAUGAUUACUCCCGGUCAAACGAUGGACAUUUUGGUCACUGCGACCAAAAUCCCGGUUGCUACUAUAUGGUUUUUAGUCCAUUUGUGGACACCAAUGCCCCAUCCAAUAAAAACAUCACGAGGGGGGUAUUCCAAUACUAGGGCAGUUAUAACCACUCGGAGACUCCCGUGUUAAUUGAGCUUCUGGGUUUUACCAACAAGAGUGAUGCCGGAAACUUCACUAUUCAAUUGAGGAGUCUGAAUAGCAAAGAACAUCCGUCCAAGGUUCCGACCAAAAUCACUAGGAACAUUAUGAUCGCAGUGUCCGUGAAUCAGCAGCCAUGUCCAGCUAAUAAAACAUGUCUUGGUCCAGGGAACACUACUAUGCAUUCCGCAAGAAACUUGAACAACAUAAGUUUUUCGGCUCCGUCAAUUAGCAUUCUCCAGGCAUACUACAACAAUAUAAAUGGAGUCUACAACAGAACUUUUCCGGAUCAACCACCUACCUUGUUCGACUUCACCGGAAAUGUUUCGGCCUUGGGGGAAGCUGCCAAUGUGACUACCGAAGUGUUGAAGAUUGACUAUAAUGACGAGGUUGAAAUAAGAUUCCAGGGGACCAAUUUCGGGGCAGCGGAGAAUCACCCAAUGCAUUUACACGGGUAUAGCUUUUAUGUCGUCGGGAUGGGCGAUGGAAAUUUCAGUGAGACUGAUAUAUCAAAGUAUAAUACGGUAAAUCCACCAUAUGUCAACACCGUCAGACUGCCCAAAAACGGGUGGGCAGCGAUCAGAUUCAAAGCCGAUAAUCCAGGAGUGUGGUUCAUGCACUGUCACUUAGAACGCCAUUCGAGUUGGGGUAUGGACGCAGUCCUCAUCGUCCGAGAUGGGAAGAAAAAACAUCAGAAGGUUCGUCCGCCGCCCAAGGACAUGCCUCCUUGUUCCGUGUCUUCGUCGUGAUGAAGUGUUCUUUGAGUUCAUUGACAAGGCAAAGGCAAAUUGAUAUCUCAAUGGGAAUAAAACAUCUGUAUCUUCGUUCGAUUCAUUGUAUUCUUUUGCUAUAAGCGAUUCGAAAUGUACUUGCCUGUUGCCGAUAAUAAUUCCAGAAAUUUAAUCGAUAGGGGCAAAAUCUUCAACUAUGUUGGCUAAUAGAUGUGCUCUGGAGAAAGGAUUGAUCACGCAGUCAAAAUUGUGUGAAUUUUGUCUUCCUUGGGACCUUAUCUCUAGUGAAGGUUUCAUCAUAUCUGGAAUUUUAGAUUUAGCUUGUGAA